UACCACGUGGAAGAGUCCGUCUUGUUUGUGUGCAUUUGUCAUAAAAUGUGUAUCUUUAACAACAGUGAACAGAAAUUAAUAAAUUGUUAUUAUCUUCCCCUUUCAUCUGAGUAGGAACAAGCAGCUAAAAUGAGUUCUUCGUCACAGUGCUUAAAUUCUAUUCAUCUUGAAAAAGUCGGACUCGUUGAAAAUGAAACAUUAGUGCAUCUGGGCGGGGAAAAUCAAUAAGAAAGUGACGUUUUAAACCGUGCAUGUGAAACAUUAACAAUUAUUUGUUAAAUGUGUUCACUUUCAUCAUUUUUCCCGAUGCACUCUCGAAUCUCCAGUGCUACUUUUGUAAUCUUAAAACUACGCUGAUUGGCUAUCAUGUCUUUUUGGAGCUGAGUGUAAAAAACAUUAUAAUCUGUCACUUCCUGGAUGAAAGUUAUACCAUCGAACUUUCCUAAAUUCCACACAGAGCAAUGUUUAACUUCCUAGUACAAUUUCUGCCUUGACAAUUAUCACUUUGAGAUUAAGUUCGUCCAAAAAAAAAACAGAAAAUGGUGCACGGAAGGAAAUUUUUGACAGCUCAACUCGUGUUCUAUUUGAUCUGCUUUGUUUUUGUUUUUCAACUGAAAAUUGUCACCUGUACACAUAUUAGUGGAACUUUUGAAACCAAUGAAUUCUUUCGAUUUUUAAACAAGUUUGGAUUUCAAAAAACGGAUCAGCAUCGACAAAAAGAGACGUAUGGUUACAUUUUUGGAAAUAUAACCUCAAAAGUUAAUUUUUCGGUUCCUGUCACACUUGCUGUCUUGGAUCGUGAUCAUUUUUUGGAGUAUUAUAGUAAUCGUGGAGUUAGAGACAAAAGCAGGGCUUGUGCAAUGAUGUUUCGUACCUUGAAUCAAAGUUCGUAUGAUUCUAAAUGCAACGAGGAAGGCCAGGAUUUUUUGAGGAGAGUGCCUUGUCCAAAAGGCAAACUAUGUUCAGACGAGGAAGAUCAACCUUGGAACGUAAUAAAGAAUUAUCAAUUCACGUUCAGUAUUGAAAACGUAUGGCAACCCAAUUUUUGGUACAUUAGCCUAGUUUCAUGCUACAGAAACACGACAACCUGCCAUUGGGAACAUUACGACAAACACGAGAAAUUAGACUACGAUAUCUGGCUAGUAAAUGGAAAUCCAAACACCAGUAGCCUAAAUACUUUGACCUAUCAGUUUUCCUAUGACCGACAGAACACCAUAGAACUCUACCUACUAUUUUUCUUGUGCUACUUAAUCUUAGUUCCUCUGCAAUUAUACGCAGUGAGACUACAGAGACAUCCAGUUACAAGAUUAUUCACAGCCAGUUUACUUUUGGAAUUUAUAGCUCUGUGUCUGAUUUUGAUUCAUAUACUGAAAUUCGCUUUCGAUGGCGUUGGCUACGAGCAGCUCGAAGUCGCCGGGGACAUUUUUGAUAUCCUUUCCAGGACCUCAUUUAUGCUUUUGCUGCUUCUACUUGCUAAGGGAUGGGCAGUCACGAGAAUGGAAUUAACAUGGAAGCCUCUAGUUUUCACUAUCUGGCUAUUUUAUGGAAUUGUACACAUUCUACUUUACGUCUGGAAUAUGACGGAAGUUGAUAUUAUCGAAGAUAUUGAUGAAUACCAAACCUGGCCAGGAUGGUUCAUCCUCCUCUUCCGCAGUAUAAUUAUGGUUUGGUUUUUGUACGAGUUACGCAACACUAUGACUUACGAGCACAAUACUCAAAAAUUAAAUUUUUUGCUCCACUUUGGUGCAUCGUCACUCGUGUGGUUUAUUUAUCUUCCUAUAAUAGCACUUAUAGCUCUUCAAGUUAGUGCACUUUGGAGGUUUAAACUUCUACUUGGAAUUACAUACUCUGCCGACUGUUUCGCUUAUUGCGUGAUGGCUCAUUUGCUCUGGCCGACAAGAAGCGAGCAGUAUUUCCUAUUAGCGCAAGGUGCUGAUAACGGUGAUGAACUAGACGAAUUCAAUGAGGCACCGCACGUGCUGAAUAAUUAUGUCGAGCCUCCAGAACUCAGUAAAGUCAUAGCGUAAAGUAGAAGCGCCAUCCAAGGUAAAGAGAUUUUAAUGUAAAGUUAACUAAAAUGAUUAAGACAUGUGAUGUUUAUCUGCCAAACGGUGAAAUAUGUAGGAAAGUAUAGGAAAAACUUUGAUCUGUGCUAUUUGAGACUGAAAUAUCUUGUACGCCCUUUACUAUGUCUUUGUAUUUACUUUCGUAUCUACGAGUAUUAUAAAAGUUUUAUGUACAUGAGAUUUCAUGUAGACUUAAAAAGAUAAAUUUAUAACAGUAAAUUUUAAAAAUCGAUCCGCAAAUGAAAACUGCAGUAAAAUUUGCAUAUUCUAGCAGGAUUGAAGGGCAGGGCUUUUGUCUUGGUAUGUAAAUAAUUCGUCAGCUCAUAAUGAGUUUGCGAAGAGAUGAAAGUUAUUUUAAUCGCGACUAAGAAGUAUUGUUUUUAUUUAGUUAAACAACUAGCUUUUAUAGCUUUAUUUUUCGAUAUCUUUUUUUUUUAUUGCAUAUGAUUUUUGUACUCCUCUAAUCCUAGUUACUCUUCGUCGACUCAUUAGCAAUUUGCGUAAAAUUUAAUUACUAAGCUACACGUGAGAAAAUGUGCAGGCAAUUUUUCAUAAACAAAUUGAAAGUUAAAUUACAUACACAAGUAUUGUGUAUUUUUGAUUAUACGAAAUACCGUAAAGAGAUAUAACUUGAAGUUUUUUAUAAACACUUUCCUAUACUAUUGAUGCUCAAACUUCAUAAGAUAAAGUUAAGACAUCUAGAAAGUACGUUUACUUGAUAGCAAAAUAGGUUUGAGCACUCGACAAUGAUGCAGUAUUCUCAAUUCUUUCACUAUUAGGAUUUUGAAGUUAUUUACUUUCUUUAGUAAGAAUUACUUGCUUGAAAUAUUACAAAUUUAGUAUGCGAUGGCAUUUUGGCAGCGAGGAAAUUGUACAAAGCUUAACAAAAUAGGUUUGACUUAUAAAGAGUUUUACUUUCCUGAUAGGUAAUAUCAAUUUGCGAAAGAUCUUAAUGAAUUAGUAUAAUUCAAAGUUUCUGUAAAGAAAAUCCGCGGGUAAUUUUGCUACGAGAGGAUUCAGUUUCAUGUGAUAUGAUUGUUAAUUCUUAAUUACAAGGGUCCAUUUUUAAUCACGUUACGUUUGCAUAUUUUUAUUAUGGAAAUUAUCGAGUACUUAGUACCAUUGGUGACUCUUAUUAAUAUCAUGUAAUACUUAUACCAUUCCUACUUUAUCAACCUUUUUUCGCAACAACUUACGUAUACAUGAAUCGAGAUAUCGAGUUGAAAAUUCGGGAAAAUAAAUAAAAGGAAAUAUCAAGAAGAACAAAAAAAAAUUGCCUUUUAUUCAACUUUACAGAUUUUCAGCAAAUAGAAAUCGGGCAAGUAUUACAUGGCCUUCUAAUACAAUCCAAAUAUCUAAACUGAAUUCUUUGAUAUGUGAAAAGUGCAACGAUUAAAAUUAAACUGCAGAAACUAUGAUACGAAAACUUUAAUUCGUCUAAAGUUUUUAAAUAUUGUAAUGAGUCUCCAAUGAUACAAAGUCAGUGUCCUUCGCGCAAUAAGGAAUCGAUACCUUCUAGUUUUUUAUAUUGUCGAAAGCAUGACCGUAAGAAAAAUGUUAUUUGACUCAUUGUUAGUAAUAGUUGUAGCAAACGUUGGAGUGUAACUCCGAGUCAAUGUGCAAUUUAUACGAUUCGCAUUCAUUUUGACUUCUUUAAGACACGUUUUAACUCGCCAUCUAUUUAUGUAGAAAAAAUAUACCAUUUACUAGAAUUCUUAAGAUUAUUUUUAGUCCUGUACUCUAUACAUAAUACCACAUCCAUGAAUGUUUAUACUGCGAAUUGAGAAUAUGUGAAUAAA
This is a messenger RNA of Belonocnema kinseyi, 3865 nucleotides long. Its product is annotated as transmembrane protein 145. The record is from RefSeq and is a predicted model, not a curated record. The transcript has 5 exons. Gene Ontology annotation, biological process: G protein-coupled receptor signaling pathway; response to pheromone. NCBI's taxonomy places the organism in Eukaryota, Metazoa, Arthropoda, Insecta, Hymenoptera, Cynipidae. Bases 540 to 2027 code for a protein of 495 amino acids.